UAAUUGUUGUUUGUUGAGUGUGAAACAAUUUUGUUGAGCCAAAUGAUUUUGAAAAAAAUCAUGUCUGUUGGGAUUAUAUCACCAUUACGUAGACGAAAUUGUCUAUUAACUUUAGUUUUUAUUCUAUGUGUACCAUUUGUAAUUAUUGUUUUAUUAUCCGUACCAGAUUUAAGUUCCGAGCAAACAUUAGUACAACGAAUUGCUGAGUUACAAGUAAAAUUACAGUAUUUGGAUUCAAUGUAUCGCUCUAGGCAAGAAGAUGUUCAAGUGUUAACACAACAAUUAGGAAAUAUUUUCACUGAUGCUAAUUCAUCGGGGGAUUUACCAACACCUAGACAUGUGAAUAGUUUACAGAUUGAUAAUCACAUGUUAAUACGUUCGCUUAACAUGUCUGGAUUUCGUGCUGCAAGUGGAUUAGAACCAGAUAAACAAUUACGUUUACCAUCAACAUUUCAAUUUCUACCACAUUUAUUAGAUGAUCCACAAAGUUUACGACCCGCGUAUUUAGUUUCACGUGGACGUACCGGAGUGUCUGUAGUGUUAGGUGUACCAACUGUGCAUCGUGAAAAACAAAGUUAUUUAAUACCGACUUUACAAAAUUUAAUAAGUGGUAUGGAUACAACGGAAGCAGAGGAUUCAUUAAUUGUUGUAUUUGUUGGCGAGACGGAUAUAGAAAUCGUCCUACAAGUGGCAAAAGAAAUUGAAAUCCGUUUUCCACAACAUUUAGAUUCUGGUUUAAUUGAAAUAAUAUCACCUCGUGCAUCAUAUUAUCCAGAUAUGACAAAAUUACGUUUAACGUUGGGUGAUUCAUAUGAACGUGUUCGCUGGCGUUCAAAACAAAAUUUAGAUUUUGCAUAUCUAAUGUCGUAUGCACAAUCGAAGGGUACAUUUUAUGUACAAUUAGAAGAUGAUAUCCUUGCUAAACGUAAUUAUGUUUCGAUAAUGAAGAACUAUGCAUUGGAUCGGAUAUCAAAGAAAGAAUCAUGGUUUGUGUUGGAUUUUUGUCAACUGGGAUUCAUUGGAAAAAUGUUUAAAUCAGCUGAAUUGCCAUGGUUAAUACAAUUUUUUCAAAUGUUUUACAACGAUAAACCGGUGGAUUGGUUGCUAGAUAAUUUAAUUGCAACAAAAAUCUGUAAUGGUGAAAAGGAUUAUGUGAAACAUUGUAAAAAAGAUAAAGCCUUGUUAUGGAUCCAUUUCAAACCAUCCUUAUUUCAACAUAUUGGUACACAUUCUUCCCUAAAGGGAAAAGUACAAAAGUUAAAGGAUAAACAGUUUGGUAAAAUUCCAUUAUUCUUUCCGCAUGUCAAUCCUGAAGCUGAAAUUGAAUCGGAUAUUAAACAUUAUAAGCAAUAUACUUUAAAACGUGCAUAUCUUGGUGAAACCUUCUUUUGGGGUUUAUUACCACAAGUUGGAGAUCAUCUAACAUUUAAAUUUUCUAGUCCUAUUUAUAUUAAACGUUAUUUAUUCAGAAGUGGUAAUGCAGAACAUCCGUCUGAUAGAUUUUACAAUACAACCGUAGAAGUUCUUCCUCGUAAUAGUAAUCAAUUUUAUAGUAGAAAUUUUAAUACCACUAAUGAUGGUUUUGUGGUUGUGGGAUCUUUUGAUCUACUGGGUGUAGCAGAAGGUAGUGUGGAUGAGUCAUUAGGACGAAUAUCAAUAUUAAGACUGAAUGUCCAUUCGGAGAGUGAAAAUUGGGCGAUAUUAAGCGAGAUUCAAAUACAAGAUAAAGUUGCACGGUGACCCUCUCUAGAAGAAUGGACACGUAAGAUAUUACCACAUUUUAACACCAAACAAAAUUAUUUAACAUCAGUUGUGAAAUUGUCAACAACCGCAAUAACAUUUACCAGUUCUUUAUUAAAAUAAUAAAACUUACUGAUGUCAGACAUUUUACAACAAUGGAACAACAGAAAACAAAACCCAUUUUUCAAACAUCAUAUUA
Molecule: messenger RNA, 1939 nt
Organism: Chrysoperla carnea
Lineage: Eukaryota; Metazoa; Arthropoda; Insecta; Neuroptera; Chrysopidae
Gene: Mgat4a
Product: alpha-1,3-mannosyl-glycoprotein 4-beta-N-acetylglucosaminyltransferase A
Exons: 10
Coding region: 43-1740 (565 amino acids)
Biological process (GO): protein N-linked glycosylation
Cellular component (GO): Golgi stack; endoplasmic reticulum-Golgi intermediate compartment; endoplasmic reticulum
Molecular function (GO): acetylglucosaminyltransferase activity
Source: RefSeq, a predicted model, not a curated record